AUGGCUCUUAGUAUGAUAAGGAGGUCCAGGGAUAACCCGGAAAGAACUGAACUACCAUCAGACCAGACAGGUCUUUUCUCACUGUCUUUUGCUACAUUUAGUUCUUCCAGGAGUGUCAAGUCACAUAAUGCUUCUCAAUCUUUAGCUAGUUUUUCACCUGCCGUUGCAACAUUUUAUGGGGAUCCCCAUGGAGCAGGCAGCACUGGAGGAGCUUGUGGAUAUGAAGAUGCUGUGGAGAAGCCACCUUUCUUAUCUAGAGUUUCUGCUGGAAAUGAAGCUUCAUUUAAGCAGGGCAAAGGCUGUGGAAGUUGCUAUUUGGUGUUAUGCACAACAGCGUCCAAUUCGGCCUGUUCUGGUUCUGCAAUAACUGUAGUCAUCACUGAUCAGUGCGGCGGUUCCUGCGGCGGUGAAUGGUGA
Coffea eugenioides is the source of this 417-nucleotide messenger RNA. Its product is annotated as expansin-B12-like. Gene Ontology annotation, cellular component: extracellular region. The transcript has 4 exons. NCBI's taxonomy places the organism in Eukaryota, Viridiplantae, Streptophyta, Magnoliopsida, Gentianales, Rubiaceae. The coding region runs from base 1 to 417 and encodes 138 amino acids. The record is from RefSeq and is a predicted model, not a curated record.